CUAAAACGUCUUGAAACAAUUUUAAUCAAACCAAAGUUACAACAUGAAAACAUUGCCUUAGAGGAAAAUGCAGAAUGUCCACUACUUUCUAACAAAAUACCACGGGCGCGCGGAUACGUACUAAAUCUCUUUAACAGACCCAGAUCCAUAGAGGCGUCGCGUCACACGGACCCCAGUGACCCGGCAGGGAAACGUCAUCGCAGCGCCGCACUUCCGAAUACAGAUGAACUUUUGCAGAAUGCUAAGGCGCUGGCUAAACGAAUGUCGGUGUACCAAGGCAGCCUUGCUCCUGAUAUUCCAGCUGGCGCGCUGUGCUCCGACAGUGCGACAGAUGAGCUGCUUGGCGUGUGUGAAGAACAGUGGAAGAAGCUGGAGCAGGUGCAGGAAAAGAUAUCUCUGGUGGGAGCAGAGGCAUUACAGGAUACAGAAAAACAGGUUCUGCAAGCAAAAGCUCUCUCAGCAGAGUUAAAGAAGUGGGCGGACAGAGAACCAGAGUUGUUGCCAAAGAACCACAAAGUCCUGGUUGCUGUUGGUAUGGAAGAGCUGCAGAGGGUGAACAGAGAGCUUGAAAUGGUCCUGUCCUGUUGUCAAGCGAAGAAUGAAAAGCUGAAACAUGAUGUGAAAAGUGAACAGAAGUGGCUAGAAGAACAAGAAGAGUUGUUGAAUGCAGCUACUGACAGAGCAAAAGAACUGCAAAUGGAAAUAAGCAGAUCAUCUGAAGCAAAGGCAGUGCAGGAAACAAAGAGGAAAAUCCAGAAAAUAAAGGCUUACCAGGAGAACUUGUUGGAGACAUUUAGUGACUUCCUUGCUGAGCACUUUCCUAUUCCUCAACAGCAGGCAAAUGAAAACAGGAAGAAAAAAGUGUUUUCCCUGGAACCGACUGUGGAACUGAUUUCAUUACAUGACAUUCUGGAGCUUCUAAUGAAUAAACUGUUUGAGUCUCCUCAUGACCCAUAUAUAACCAUUGAUGAGACAUUUUGGCCACCCUAUACUGAGAUGCUUCUUCGACAUGGAAUUGCACUGAGACACCCUGAAGAUUCAAGCAAAAUUCGCUUGGAAGCUUUUCAUCAGUAGAAUGACAUGAUAAAACCAUGUGUAACUGUUCUAACUUGUGUAACUUUUGUGCUUUUUUAUUUUACUUUGAAUAAAAAUAUAAUUAUUCUAUUUAAAUAAAUUGCAGCUAAGGACUAGAUUGUUCUGAAAAUUUAAUUAUUUUAAAUAGCACUGUAGCAAGCAAUUAACUAGCAAUCUCAUGGCUGCAUACUUAUGGAAGAAGCUCCUAUUUAAGCAGUCAAAAUGUCUGUCUAUCUGUUUUGAUUAACAUAAUUGUAAGAAUUUAUUUGCAUUCGUAGUGUCUUUCAUUCUAAAGAGUUUGACAUAUGGGACCCAUGCCAUCCAGCACUUAAGGUUUCUCCACAUAAGCAGCAGACAAGGAAGAGGACUCAGGAAAGGCAGCAGACAACCCCCUGACCACAAGACUGUAUGCAAAAUGGUGCAGUUUCUUUCAAAAAUAAAAACAAAACCAGACAGUGAAACCAUUAAAA
Messenger RNA from Lepisosteus oculatus (spotted gar), 1544 nucleotides. It is a transcript of the gene cenpk, whose product is annotated as centromere protein K. Gene Ontology annotation, cellular component: nucleus. Lineage: Eukaryota; Metazoa; Chordata; Actinopteri; Semionotiformes; Lepisosteidae. Gene Ontology annotation, biological process: kinetochore assembly; mitotic sister chromatid segregation. The record is from RefSeq and is a predicted model, not a curated record.